UGUUUUGACUAUGGAGAUGUCCGAUAAUGCAAUAUUACUCUGCUCAUAAUAAGUGUUAAAACUGUUCAACUCAAAUACAUUCAGUAGAGUUAGUAGAAUAAUGGAUGGAUCAGUUAGUGCAGCACAAACGCCAGAUGGAGGAAAUUCUACGGCUGAAGGCAUAGCUCCGGUUUUUAUUAAACAAAUCUUAUAUUCGCGUGAAGGCAAUUUUCAAAUGUAUGGAAUAACGUUUGGAAUGAUUUCGUGUGUGUGCAUUGUUCGGUCUAUUGAUGUGUCUUCUACAAAAAUCACAUAUUCCUUAGAGGAUCACACAGGUCAGAUAGAAGCACAUUAUUGGUUGGAAGAAGGAGAUUCAAGCAAAGCUCCAGACAUUAUGCUUAAUCAUUAUGUUAAGCUAUACGGUAGUGUUCGGACCCAAGGGUCACAGAAAAUGUUAAUGGUUUUUAAAAUGAGCGCCAUAAUGAAUUCAAACGAAGUUUGUACUCAUAUACUGGAAGUUCUUAAUGCUAGAUAUAAAUCUGAAGAGUUUGCUACUAAAGGGGGUAACGUGUCCACUGGAAAUGCUGGUUCCAUAGGUUUUAGUUCCAGCAGUGGUGACAAUAAUUCUCUUGGUUUGGAAGGAAAACAGUUGGCUGUAUUACAAGCUGUUAAAAAUAAUAUAACCACUGAAGGAAUCAGCCGCAAAGAGUUGCAACAAAAAUUUAAUCAUAUAAGUGGAAAUGAAUUGAGCUCUAUUAUUGAAUUCUUGAUAUCUGAAGGUCAUAUCUAUUCAAGUUUUGAUGCGGACCAUUUUGUUAGUUCGGAGUAAUAUUUUAUAAACUAUAUUAAACUCAUUUUAUAAAUGGCGCUGAAAUAUAAAUGGUGUUGUUUAUUUACAUACAUA
This is a messenger RNA of Zeugodacus cucurbitae (melon fly), 883 nucleotides long. RefSeq names its product replication protein A 32 kDa subunit (gene RPA2). Gene Ontology annotation, cellular component: chromosome, telomeric region; DNA replication factor A complex; site of double-strand break. Gene Ontology annotation, molecular function: DNA binding. Gene Ontology annotation, biological process: double-strand break repair via homologous recombination; nucleotide-excision repair; DNA replication. The coding region runs from base 101 to 808 and encodes 235 amino acids. NCBI's taxonomy places the organism in Eukaryota, Metazoa, Arthropoda, Insecta, Diptera, Tephritidae. The transcript is spliced from 4 exons. The record is from RefSeq and is a predicted model, not a curated record.